Messenger RNA from Petromyzon marinus (sea lamprey), 2332 nucleotides. RefSeq names its product guanylate-binding protein 1-like. Gene Ontology annotation, molecular function: GTP binding; GTPase activity. Lineage: Eukaryota; Metazoa; Chordata; Hyperoartia; Petromyzontiformes; Petromyzontidae. The record is from RefSeq and is a predicted model, not a curated record.
ACCCCCCUCUGCCCAGAGUCGCGCGCGUUUCUUCUCACUCGCACACACGAAGACGUCUCGCGUCUCAAGCUGCCGACCUCAUGGCGACCUCAUCCUCCACCUUCUCCUCCUCCUCCUCCACCGCAGCCUUCGCAGAGCCUCUGCCUCUGAUCGUGACGGACGGGGAGGGCCGAUUCGUGCUGGUGCCCGAGACGGCAGCGGCGCUGUCGCGCGUCGUCACGGGGCCCGUGGUGGUGGUGGCCGUGGUCGGGAGGUACCGCACGGGGAAAUCCUUCCUCAUGAACCGCCUCGCGGGGAGCAACUCCGGCUUUUCCCUGGGCUGCACGGUGCAGUCUCACACCAAGGGCAUCUGGGUCUGGCCCAGACCCCAUCCACUGGACCAGAACAAGUGGCUGCUGCUGCUCGACACCGAGGGCCUGGGAGACGUGGAGUCGGCCGGAAGCACGCACGACACGUGGCUCUUCGUGAUGGCCGUGCUGCUGAGCACCACGCUGGUCUACAACGUCGUGGGCACGCUCGACAAGGAAGGCCUCGAGCAGCUGCACUUCGUGCUGAACAUGACGGACCACGUGAGGACGCGUGUGAACCAGGACGAGGACGAGCUCGGCUCGGACUUCGAGCGCUACUUCCCCCCGCUGGUGAUCUGCGUGCGCGACUUCACGCUGAAGCUGCUCGUCGACGGGGAGCCGUGCUCGGCCGACGAGUACAUGGAGCACUGCCUGCAGAUGCGCAUGGCGGGGAAGACGCCGGACUGCCGACGGUUCAACGAGCAGAGGCAGCUCCUGUGCGGUUACUUCAAGGAUCGGAAGUGCUUCGUGUUUCCAAUGCCGACGCGCCGGGAGGACUUGGAGUCCAUCGAGAGCCUCCCGGACGGGAGCCUCGACCCGGAGUUCCUGGCGACGGCGGAGAAGUUCACGAGCCACGUGCUGGGACGAGCCGCCAGCAAGCACAUCGACGGCGCCAUCCUCACCGGCCAAUCCUUCGUGCAGCUGGCAGGGCAGUACGUGACGGCGCAGCGUGACGGCGCCGUGCCCUGCAUCGAGAGCGCCCUGGAGCGGGUGACCACGCUCACCAACCUGCAGGCCAAGGAGGAGGCGCUGGCCCUCUACCGCGAGAGGACGGCCGUCGCCGUGACGGGGGACGAGCGGACGCCGCUCCCGACAUCGGAGGAGCUCGGCCGCUUGCACCAGCGUGGAGCGCGCGACGCCGUGGAUCUGUUCCACGAACGCUCGCUGCUCGACAGGGAGCACAGGCACGAGCAGGAGCUCAUGGUGUGCCUGGCAGAAGAGUACUCCAAGUUGGCGCAGCGGAACGCGGAAGCCUCGGCGCUGAGGUGCGAGCGUCGCCUUGAGGAGCUCUACGGGCCCAUCAGGGCGAUGCUGCACGAGGACGAGGCCUUCGUGAGGGAAGGGGCCUUCCGGGAGUACGAGAGGCUGAUGGAGCUGCUGCAGGCAGCCUACCGCGACACCCAAGGCCUGGGGGACGAGAAGGACAGCAUCCUCGUGGCCUUCAUGAAGAGCAAGGAGGAAGGGAGGUGCCACCUGCUGCUGCUGGACAACACCAUCUCCCAGGCGGAGAGGGAGAGGCUCGAGAGGGAGAGCUUGGAGAAGCAGUUGGAGAUUGAGAAGCGAGCGCUGGAGCAGAAGAACGCUCAGCAGCAAGCGCAGAUGCAGGCGCUGCGGGAGCAAAUGGAGGAAAACAAUCGAGCAUUCGAAGAGAAGAUCAAGAGCAUCCAGGAGCAAGUUCCAGUGCAGAGCGACGUGACGGAAAAUCAUCAUACCCAGCUGCAAGACGUAUUGCAAGCGGUGAUUCCUAUCGUCAUGCAAAUUGCCGGCUUUUUCUUGAAGGGUGGGUUCAUGCGCAUGGUAUAAAAAAACAAAGCUCUUCCCAAAUGCGACGAGUUUUCUCGUGAAUUUUGGGAGGCAGUCGCACGCUUUUAAAUUCUUCUUACCGCUUCUCUCAAGGGAAAUUUCACGGUUGUACUUUGUGAGAUGAGUUAUACUCUCUGUAGCGUGCCAGUGACUUCGUGUUAAUCAGGUGUAAACGAAAGUCAGAUUUUUGGUGUGAGCUCCAGAAUAUACUAAAUGGUUUAAUGUGUGAUGAUAUCAUUGCCCAGGUCGACGUAGCCCUUAUGGGUUUGGGACACAUUACUGCAGACGUGGCAAGAUUGGAAAUCGCUGCAAUCCUCAAAAACGCUAAUACACCUAUUAGCAACAACAGUAAGGAUAAGCACUUUCUCAAUUAAAAAAGAGAGAUGAUAUCGUCAUCCUCUCAGCUGACAAGGGCAAUGCCACAGUUAUCAUGGACAAAACCACAUAAAAUAACAACAUUC